AUGCCUGUCCUGGGGAGAGAACCAUCCAGAGACACCAAUAACCAAACAGUCCUGCCCAAAGUGCCUGUACCGGACCUGAAGCAGACCCUGACCACCUACCUGAAGUGUGUUAAACACCUCAUCUCCGGUUCCCAGUUCCAAAGAACCAAAGCCAUCGUGGAGACGUUUGGUAAAGCAGGUGGAACAGGAGAGACGCUCCAGAAGAAGCUACUGGAACGAAGAGACAAGACAGAAAACUGGGUUUAUGACUACUGGCUGGACGACAUGUACCUGAACAACAGACUGGCACUUCCAGUCAACUCCAGUCCUGUACUGGUGUUCCCAAAACAGGACUUUAGGGACCGGGAGGACUCCCUCAGAUAUGCAGCUCAUCUCAUCUGUGGUGUAAUGGAAUAUAAAGCCAUCCUGGAUGGGAGAACGUUGCCGCAGGAUUACGCUCGCGGUCAGCAGCCUGGAACUGAACUCUGUAUGGAACAAUAUUACCGCCUCUUUAUGUCCUACAGGAGACCCGGACUCAAAAAAGACUCGCUGAUCUCUCACGGUGACACGUGUGCCAGCAAAACUCACGACCCCGGACACAUUAUAGUGGCCUGUAAGAACCAGUUCUUCAUGUUCAAUCUGACGGAGAAAUCACAGAAGCUAAAUGAGAGCGAUUUGCUAACCCAGCUCACGAGGAUUAGAAAAAUGGCAGAAUCGGAGGAAAAGACGCCACCUAUCGGCCUCCUGACCUCGGACGGGCGGACCGAGUGGGCACAAGCAAGAGAGGCACUCCUUAGAGAGCCGGUGAACCGAGAGUCUCUGGAGCUGAUUGAAAGCUGCGUAUGUGUGGUGUGUCUGGAUGAACCCGUCAAAGUUCAGCCCACCGACUCCAACCGAGCGCUGUUCAUGCUGCACGGCGGCGGUCACGAGAACAACGGAGCCAACCGCUGGUACGACAAGUCCAUGCAGUUUGUGGUGGGUGCGGAAGGUGUGUGUGGGGUGGUGUGUGAACACUCGGCGUUCGAGGGAAUCGUGCUGGUCCAGUGUACAGAGUACAUCCUGAAAUACAUGACUAGAAGUCCAAGCAAGACGAUUAGGAUCUCCAGUAGAAGUGACCUCCCAGUUCCACGCAGACUCUCCUGGAAAUGUUCUGCUCAGAUUCCGAGCAUGCUGGCCUCCUCCGCUCACAAUCUGCAGAGGCUUGUGAACAACCUGGACAUGGAGGUUUUCACCUUUAAAGAUUACGGCAAAGAGUUCAUCAAGAAGCAGAAGAUGAGUCCUGAUGCUUACAUCCAGGUGGCGCUACAGCUGGCCUUCUACAGAUGCACCAGAAGAUCGGUCUUUACCUACGAGAGCGCCUCCACCCGCCGCUUCGGUCACGGCCGCGUGGACAACAUCCGCUCGUCCACCGCAGAGGCGCUGCACUUCUCCAAAGCCAUGACGGACGAGGAAGCCCACGCUCAGGACUCCGAGAAGAUGGAAAGGUUUAGAAAAGCCAUAGACGCCCAGACAAACUACACCAAGAUGGCCCUUUCUGGACUGGGAAUUGACAAUCACCUACUCGGACUUCGAGAAGUUGGCAAGGAGCUGAAGAUCGAAACACCGGAGAUAUUUAAAGAUGAGACUUAUCACCUCAGCAACCAGUUCAUCCUCUCAACCAGCCAGGUUCCCACCACUGUGGAUAUGUUCUGCUGUUACGGCCCGGUGGUUCCAAACGGAUACGGGGUGUGUUACAAUCCUCAGUCAGCGCACAUCCUGUUCUGCGUGUCCAGUUUUCGGGCGUGUGUAUCCACAUCGUCCCUGGUUCUAGCAAAGAGUCUGGAUAAAGCGCUCAUGGACAUGAGGGAUCUGUGUAAUAAGUACAGCACUGUCGGUCCGAAAGAAGGCGGAGCCAAGUCUGUCACGCCUAGGAUGUAAGUCAUACUGUAUGUAAGAUAGGCUAACAUGCUGAUAAGUGAUACUUUAGGAGGCGUCUCCAGUGGUAUUGAUUUGAAGAAUGGGAUGCAUGCUUGCUGCUUUUGGCUGGGUUGUAUUGCUUGGUCCAGUAAU
Trichomycterus rosablanca is the source of this 2028-nucleotide messenger RNA. Its product is annotated as choline O-acetyltransferase-like. The transcript has 15 exons. The record is from RefSeq and is a predicted model, not a curated record. Gene Ontology annotation, cellular component: cytoplasm; neuron projection. Gene Ontology annotation, biological process: acetylcholine biosynthetic process; neuromuscular synaptic transmission. Bases 1 to 1896 code for a protein of 631 amino acids. Gene Ontology annotation, molecular function: choline O-acetyltransferase activity. NCBI's taxonomy places the organism in Eukaryota, Metazoa, Chordata, Actinopteri, Siluriformes, Trichomycteridae.